Molecule: messenger RNA, 4273 nt
Organism: Pangasianodon hypophthalmus (striped catfish)
Lineage: Eukaryota; Metazoa; Chordata; Actinopteri; Siluriformes; Pangasiidae
Gene: trim2b
Product: tripartite motif containing 2b
Exons: 13
Coding region: 479-2479 (666 amino acids)
Biological process (GO): protein polyubiquitination; negative regulation of translation; proteasome-mediated ubiquitin-dependent protein catabolic process
Molecular function (GO): ubiquitin protein ligase activity; protein binding; zinc ion binding
Source: RefSeq, a predicted model, not a curated record
CCCACUGCCGGCCUGGUGGUGUCGCUGAGUGUGUGAUCUGCUUGUGUCACUGUAGUGCAUAAGGAGGAAGGGGGGAGGAGAGAGAGAGAGAGAGAGAGAGGCAGAGUGGAAAACAGGCCUCCACCCCGAGUGUCAGGGAAAUGGGAGCCUGUAUGAGGGAUAAAGCAGCGAGCCUCUGCAUCAUCUACACCUCUGAAGCAAAGGAGCUAUGGAGAAAAGACAUUUUAGCUCUGAAGUAUCUCACUGAUCUCCUGAAGCAGCAUAACCUAUCCCGAACACUUCUCUGAGCUCCAGAGAACAUGAGGAACGCUCUACAGAUCUACAGCUCUAUAGGGCCGAGUGUAAGAUGAGGGGAGAUUAUAUUUGGCCUGUAAAACUCCAUGUCUUCAGUGGAUCAGAUAAACUGCACAGUGAACAUUAGUGCAAACACACUCUGUAGUUCAUAUUAAAGUCUGCGUUAGUUCUCCCUCCAAACCACAUGGAGGCACAGCAAGGUUCUCCGGACAGCAGCAGUGAGGAAUGUACCGUUCUGGAGGCUUUUCCUGGCAAAGGAACCAUUUGCUCUCAACAUAAAGGAAAAGCCCUAGCAUUUUAUUGCCUGCCGUGUGAGAGUGCUGUGUGUGAGGAGUGUAUUGAGGGGGAACAUGCCGACCACCUGACAGAUUCACUGGAAACAAUUGUGGCACAACAGCGAACAGCUUUGCACGAAAGACUGAAUGCAGCUCAGAACAGGCUUCCCCAGAUCAGAGAUGCUGUACAGACACUGAAGGACAUCCUGCAGCAGCUGAGCACUCAGAAGAACUGUAUCGAGGAGGACAUCCACUUCUCCUUUAGUGAGCUGCACAAGACCCUGGACACACGUAAGAGUGUCCUGCUCAUGGAGCUAGAGGUCACCUAUGGAUUAAAGCAGAAGGUACUGCAGAAUCAGUUAGACACUCUGCUUAAAGAGGAGGCUGAAAUCAGCAGUAACUGUAGUCAGACAGGAGAGGCGUUGGAUGGGGCAAGUGAGGCUGUUGUUCUGCAGACUCAUAAAGACUUUGGAGAGCGACUGAGUGAGCUGGCCAGUCAGGGCCUUCCCCUCCAACCUGAGGAGAACGAUCAGCUGGAGCUUAUGAUGGAAGUGGAAGGACUUCGUAAGUCCAUCCACAACCUGGGUGCCAUUAUCACCACCAAUGCGGUAGCCAGCCAGACUGAGGCUUCAGGAGAUGGUCUAGAGCAAUGCAUUGUAGGUCAGCCAACCUCCAUCAUCAUAACCACCAGAGACAAGUCAGGGGGCCUGUGCAAGUCAGGCAAUGCUGUCAUCUCGGGAGAAGUCUUCACACCUGAUGGCAGUGUCAUGGAUGGAGAGAUUUUGGAUCAUAAGAAUGGCACCUAUGAGUUCCUGUACACGUUGCACAAGGAGGGGGACUUUAGUCUGGCGCUGAGACUCUAUGAUCAGCACAUCAAGGGAAGCCCCUUCCGGCUGAAGGUCACCAGUUCUCCAGACGAUUCUCCCACCACCACGUCUGGAGCCAACGCUGCCUCCACAGGCUCCAGUGAUGGUGGUGCGAGGAGACGGAGUGCCAAGUCCCCGGGUAGCAGGAGCCGACAGAAAGGGCUGCGCAGAGGUGGGAGCUUGUUCAGCACACCCAAGAAGAAAGUAAAUCCCAUUGAAGAUGAUCUUAUCUUCAGAAUCGGAACAAAAGGAAGGAAUAAAGGUGAAUUCACCAAUCUACAGGGUGUAGCUGCCUCAUCAGGAAGUAUCCUGAUUGCAGACAGUAAUAAUCAGUGUGUGCAGAUCUUCUCCAAUGAGGGAGAGUUUCAGAGCCGGUUUGGAGUUCGUGGCCGUUCACCGGGGCAGCUGCAGAGGCCCACUGGUGUCGCUGUGCAUCCAAAUGGUGACAUUAUCAUCGCUGACUAUGAUAACAAGUGGGUUAGCAUCUUCUCCAGUGAUGGCAAAUACAAGGCUAAGCUGGGGUCUGGUAGGCUGAUGGGUCCAAAGGGCGUCUCUGUGGAUCAGAAUGGUCACGUUAUUGUUGUGGACAACAAGGCCUGUAUGGUGUUCAUCUUCCAGCCCAGUGGGAAACUUGUAACAAAGUUUGGCAGCAGAGGAAACGGUGACAAACAGUUCGCAGGACCCCAUUUUGCUGCAGUCAACAAUAAUAAUGAAAUAAUUGUCACUGACUUUCACAAUCAUUCAGUCAAGGUGUUCAGUGCUGAAGGUGAGUUCCUGCUCAAAUUUGGCUCAAACGGUGAAGGCAACGGUCAGUUCAAUGCUCCCACAGGCGUCGCAGUGGACGUUAACGGGAAUAUCAUCGUAGCUGACUGGGGAAACAGUCGCAUACAGGUGUUUGAUGGAAGCGGUUCUUUUCUGUCCUACAUCAACACAGCGGCGGAUCCUCUUUACGGGCCGCAGGGUCUCGCCCUGACCUCUGACGGCCAUGUUGUUGUGGCUGACUCCGGUAAUCACUGUUUUAAGGUGUACCGUUACCUUCAGUGAUUCGGUACUUCAUAGAUCCGUAUCCAUCUCUUGCACUUCUGCUGCAGAUCCAUCACGCUUACUCUCCUGCGCUAACUGCUUCGUUCUUGCUGGAAUGGAUCGAUGCGUCUUGAAUAAUUAUUGUCAGUGCUAUGAGAUGAAUAUUUGGGAGAGCUGAGGCUUGUAAAGUUAAAGUGUGGUCACAUUUAGCUUCCAGGUUCAGUCUACAUGCAGGAAUCAGUUCACACUGUACACAUUUGCGUAUUGUUUUCAUUUCUCACCCUGUAGAAAAGUUUAGCUUAGGUGAACUUUGACCUCACUCUUUGACCCUUUAAUAAACAUGGAGGAAUCUGGAGUUUUGCCUCUCGCCAACCUUUUAUAACUCAGUGCUGCAAAAAUACAGAAUUUAAAAUAGUUAUUAAUACUUUAGCAUUGAAUUAUUCACUUAAUAAUUAUGAUAUAAUAUCAUCAUCAUCAUCAUAUAAAGUGUUAAAUUUGACACUUCAUUGUAGGAUUAUUUCAUCUGUUCUUGUUCAGAAUUUUUUUGAACCAAGUUUUUUUUUCUUUUUUAUUUCUCUUGUGGCUGAAAGCGUCGUUUUACACGACUGUCAAUCACUCCAGAUUCCAGUACCAAGUGACUCAUCUGCUGUUUUAUUGAGGAAAAAGAAGAGUGCUCUUUUGGCGUAUUUUUGAGUGAUGACCCUUAGCAGCGUUACUCCAGUGCUAAAAUGCAGAGCUCCUACACAAAACACGUAAAGAUUGCCAGGUCUGGAGUUUUAAUGUGACCACAGCUUUAUUUAGCAGCCACUCACAGCCACGUAUUUGCUGCACUGUAGUAGAGUUUUAUGAGAUCUGACGAGCAUGUGUUUGGGGAUUGAACCUGAGACGUCUCGGCCUUCACUGCUAAACCUGAGUUAUGCCUCGUGCAUGUGAACAACAUUACACUGAAAUUCAGCAACGUUCUCCAUCACUGUUCUUUAAGACUGAAUUUAAUGACACUAUUUAAAGUCGCAUACAAACUUCACAUGUUUAAUUCACGCUGCACGUUAAAGCAAAUUCCUGAUGGUCACGUCCAUCUCUCAGUGAUUUCAGUGCACUUAGUAAAUAAAAUCUAGAAUAAUAUAUAACACACAUUGAUACUUUAUAGUACAUGGACUUUGCUCUGUGCUAUUAGACUUUGGAAGUGUAAGAGCUCUAAAAGUAGAUCCACAUUAACACGCUGUCGUCUCGCCUUCUUAUAGGACUUUACUAGCAAAUAUCAGGCCUCUAUUUUUAUUUUAAAAUAUUUAAAAGGGAAAAAAAUCUCUAUAUUUAUGUAUUUAUCUUGACUAAUGUUUCAAAGAAAAGUGCAAAAAGUGGUGAGUUUUUCUAGUUUGUUGCAGGAUGUCUAUUAAUAGUUUUCUCUUUGGCCAGUAGGUAACGUAAUAAAGCUCUUUAAUUCAGCGCCAGGGUCGAUAUCGAACUCUUUCAAUAUUUCUGCUAUAUACACAUCUAUAUAUGGGAUCGUUUCAUAUUGGCAUGUUUUACCAACUCGUAAUAAAAGAACAGCCUGGUUAAUUCACUCAUAAUACGUUUCAAUGGCAAUAGUACUUCCAUCAUCACUCUAACAUAAUCCCUAUUUCAGAUUUUUGCUGUCACAUUAAAAUCCUGCGAUUCUGUCGGAUUUUGUUCGGAUUGUUUGUUCACUGUUGUACAGUUUCAUUUGUACUGAAAAAAAAGAACAAUCUAGGAAUGUUAAAUUUACUAGAUGAUUUAAAAUUCCGCUUGAAUGUUCAUGCUCUGUAAAAAAAAAAAAAAAAAAAAAAAAAGCUUUAA